Pungitius pungitius (ninespine stickleback) is the source of this 3639-nucleotide messenger RNA. It is a transcript of the gene kansl1l, whose product is annotated as KAT8 regulatory NSL complex subunit 1-like. Gene Ontology annotation, cellular component: NSL complex. Gene Ontology annotation, molecular function: histone acetyltransferase binding. NCBI's taxonomy places the organism in Eukaryota, Metazoa, Chordata, Actinopteri, Perciformes, Gasterosteidae. The record is from RefSeq and is a predicted model, not a curated record. The coding region runs from base 389 to 3139 and encodes 916 amino acids. The transcript is spliced from 16 exons.
GUUCACUCCGAUUUCUCCCAAGUCGGAGCUUCUGAAGAGGCCGUGAAGGCAUCACGCGUCUGGUCCCGCCCAUCGUUAGUGCGCUGCGCUCCGUCCUCUCGGCAGUUGGAGAGUGAAGCCGAGGAGAGGACAACCAAGUACAUGUCCCCGUUGGACUGCCAGUCGGAUUGCCAGACAAAUCGGUUGGAGUUGAUUUCCCUGAAAAGGAUCCUCAAAGCGAUUAUCGAUAAAGAUUUCAUGUUCUAUCGAGCUGUAACUUUAUUUUUUUACUGGACUAAACAAUGUUUAGUCAACGGUUUCACGUUACCUCGUCUUCGGGUCAUUGAAGGAGCACCCUGUGAAGCUUUCUGCUCUGAACUUUGUGGGGUGAGGGGGGAGGAGAGGAGGAAUGGCCCCGGCCCUCACCAAAAUCCUGAAGGAUGGCCACGGGAUCCACCUGUCCUCGCCUCCCGACCCUGAGUCUCGCAUGGGGUCGGCGGAUGACGGAGACAUCCAGAACAUGUGGCUGAACCUUUUCCGGUUUCCCUCUCUGGACCCGUGUCCCCCCGCGGGCCUCCGGGACGUCCCCGCAGACCCUCUGCUCCCCCCGUGUCCUCAGGCGCCGUCCAGCCAGUGUGAAGCGGUAUUCAUCCCCAGCCCCGCUACCCUUCUCGGCCUGCUUUCCUUCAGCCAGAGCCUGCUUGAUUCUCAUCAGGUGGCCUGCGUCUUCCCAGGUGUACCGGACAUGUUUUUAGCCCCUGUCCCCGAGCACAAUAGCCAAGGUCCUUGCCUGCUGCUCGGGCGCCAUAGUGCUCCUCAACGUGGGCCAGAUGGUGGUGAUGUGCACCGCCACUCUCUUGCCUUUACCAGUGUUCCUCCCUCGUGUUCUCACACAAAAGUGGCCGCAGUGGGACGCCGUCCUCCGCCUUGCCUGCGGCCCCGCAGCGGCGGAGGGAGCUCGGACCGGCCGGCCUCCAGAACCGAGCUGGACGCGGCCUUGCAGCAGCAGCAGCAGCAGCAGUUCUGUAGGCAGGUGGGGCUGCACGGCCGUGCUCAGACGCUUCAGAUGAGGCUGCGAGGCCUGCUGGGGGAGCACGCUCUGCUGCACUGCAACCAGCAGCUGGAGGGGCUGAAGAGCCACCUGCGACCCGGCGGCGUUCCCCUCGGCGGCUCGGACUCUACGCUCCCCGGCGGGCCGCCUCACCUCCCGGGGGGCGAGCCCCGUCUUUCCUGGUCGGAGGCGUCCACGGCUUCGUGCUCCUUCGCGGAGCUCACGGAGUUCAGCCGCUCCAGCGAGGCGAUACUGAGAGGCCUGCAGGAGGCUCUGGACUCCGAGGCCACGGCGAGCAGCUCGGAGGAGGAGGAGGAGGACGAGGAGGAGAUCCACGGGGCAAACAAGGCUUCAGCUGUCAGCAGCUGUGAGGGGCGGUGGCUGCAAGAGCGAGCGGAGCUGUGCAGCAGAUGGAGUUGGUUGCAGCUCCGUCUGGCCGACCUGGAGGGGAGGAUACCGGCGCUGGUGGAGCUGCACAAGCAUAUCCGCUCUGCCAAGGGUGGCGUGGUGCUCGCGGAGGCCCAGCCGCUGACAGACGGACAGAUCCAGCAGACCCUGCUGAGAGAAAUGGCCGGCCUGUCCUGCUCGGCCCCGGAUGCUGACGCUGAACACUGCAGCCCGACGCGCCUUCUUCACAACAUAGAGAGACAGAGUGCUCAGCUCAGCCAGAUUGUCAACAGCCUGAUGGCUCCCCUCUGCUUUUCACCGCUAUCUAAACAACCCAAGAGGAGCGGUUGGAAAGGAGACCGCGCGUUUGAGCCCGCAGGCUCUAAGAGAAGGAGACCGGCUACCAAGAGGCUCUCCAAAAAUGUGUCGUGCGUGUGCGCCCGGACCCGACCUCUGGUCACCUACCACAAGCCCAAACUGUUCCCCUUCUACUCCUGCGAGCCCAGCGGUGUAGAGGACUCCAGGAAGCCAGCGUCUACCAUCCCCUCUCCUCCCUCGUCAUCCUCCUGUCCGUGUUGCUCGUCUGGCGAUCCUUCGGUCCUGUGCUCCGACCCAGACUGCAGCUCCAGUCGGGCCCCGUCCUCCAGGACCUCCAGCGGCUCGCUUUCAUCCGACACUCGUUGGCCCCAGCACUCCAGGAGACUCCCGGCCAGAGAGGUGUGGUCCCAAAGGCCGUUGUGGUUCAUCCGUGCCCAGCCAACCGAUGGAGUGCACGGAUUCAGCUCCACGCCGCUGCACAGCCGUCGCACAUCCAAGCAGCAUGCGAGGCGUCGUAAAGGAAGAGUUCUGGGUCUGUCGCCUAUCAGGACGGACGGCUCUGCUCAGAGUCAACACAGCAGAGCCGACCAGAGGAAGAGGAAGAGACGACACAUCCCCAGGCCGACAGAAGACGAAGAAGAUGUCCUGUACCGGUUCUGUGACCCAAACACCUCAGAUGAAGCGUUCGAGGAGAGCUACACACAGUUCUCGCGCAAGAAGACCUCGCAGGGCUUCAUUCGUAAGCGCCAGGGGGAGAGUGUGUACAACAUCGACAACAUCGUCAUCCCCAUGUCUCUGGCUAAAGUGGAAAAGCUGCAGUACAAAGACAUCCUGACGCCCAGUUGGCGGGAGAUUGAUGCAUCAUCUCUGAUAACCAGGGAGGCAGAGGAGGAGGAGGAGCAGCAGCAGCAGCAGCAGCAGCAGCAGCAGGAGGAGGAGGAGGAGGAAGAGGAAGAGGAGGAUGAGCAGGUGGAGGACCUCGCUAACGAAGUGUUUGCACAGAGACACCUGCACUUGGAGCAGAGGGAGAAAUUACGCUGGUCGUGGGGGAAAAGAAAAUGCUGCCGGCUUUCUAAAAGAUCCGGCAGCAGGUUAUCGGGCAGUUGGGGCGCGGCGUGCACGUCGGGAGAGGAGAGCUCCGCGGAGAUGGGUUGUGCUCUGCUGGAUUCUGGUGAACAGCAGAGCUCAGAGGAGUGGCUGCCUCAGGCCCCCUGGGAGCCACGAGUGUUCCCAUUGGCCGUGGGCGAGGCGGACGCUCUUCUCUCCGAUAAGCUGGACGGAGCUCCGUUAGAGUGGCCUCAGCGCGGCUGUGCCUCCACCUCCUGUCCGUCCCCCGCGCGGUCCUCUGGCGCCACGCUGCCCCCUGCUGGACUCAGCCGCAGCAGCACACCCAGCGGCAGCUGAGGCGGCGGGGCCUUCGGGUUCUACAUGUCUCCUCAUGCUGGAACCACAAGGAGAAAAUGUGCUGAGGGAACCUUAAUUUGGAUAGUUAAUACAUUCCAGAACAGUGAUUUGAUAUGUUUGAUUUCUUAUAUGCUAAUUGCUUUAUUGGUUUACUUGUAAAUACUUAUUGCGUAUUAAAAGCAUAACUACUGUAGCUUCUGCUACACUUUCAGGUUUUAAUAUAUAAACGGUGCUGUAUGUAAAGAGAUGUGACCAGCAUAACUCCAAUGUAGUCUCAGGUUUGUAUACUGUUUGUAGAUGACACUUACUAUUUAUUUUCACAACUGUCUUACAAAGUCAAUAUAUGAAGACUUAAAAAAAUACACAUAUUUAUGUAACUUUUACUUGAUUUACAUGUACUUUUUGUUUUUAGUAUUUUUUAUCUGUUGAUGCUAUAUUUGUAAUAUAUUUUUAUGAAAUUUGUUAGUAAACAUUUGCCAGCCACUAUAUUUUACAGAGUC